This is a messenger RNA of Lathyrus oleraceus (garden pea), 2478 nucleotides long. RefSeq lists its product as uncharacterized. Gene Ontology annotation, molecular function: calmodulin binding. The coding region runs from base 449 to 2248 and encodes 599 amino acids. The transcript is spliced from 2 exons. The record is from RefSeq and is a predicted model, not a curated record. Lineage: Eukaryota; Viridiplantae; Streptophyta; Magnoliopsida; Fabales; Fabaceae.
AGGGAAAGAAAAACGUGAUAUGAUUGAAUAAAGGAUAUGUUGACGUGCCUUGUUCCUUCUGUUCUAAGCUAUCUCAUCCCAUCCCAUUCCCUUCCCUGCUCUAUUGUAAUCAUAUUUGCAUGGUUAGGGUGACAGACUGUUAUUGUUUCCUCAUCAUCUAUACCCUCUGGUGGGACUCUCUCUCUCUCUUUCACUUUCUCUCUCUAUCUCUCUAUCUCUCUCCACAAACAAACGCGUAUAUUCGCUGGUUUCUUCUUUUUCAAACGCCACCUUUUCAACUCAACAAAACACCACCACCUCUUUUGAGUUUGCAUCCAACCAUUUCUUCAAAAUCACAACACAACUAAUUCAUCCUCCUUCUUCUUCCAUUCCUUCCACCUCUCUAUUUCUUUUCUUUUAAGAAUCAAACAAGGGUUUUUUGAAAUUGUUGUUUAAUCCUUGAUCAGUGAUGACAGAGGAAAUUAGUGAUAAUCAAGUGGAGUCUGAGAUGAUUGAGCCAGAAGAUGUUGAUGAGAAAGCAAAUCCUAAUGAAGAUUCAAUCAUCGCACGCGGAGAGGAAAUUGAUGUUAAUCAAGCAGAGACUGAGAUGAUUGAGCCAGAAGAUGUUGAUGAGAAAGAAAAUCCUAAUGAGGGUUUAAUCAUCACAAAAGGUCCGCCUAAGAUUCUUUCGCGUUAUCGUUGUGAGCGUAGGACUUCCUGCCAUGAUUUAUGCAAAUAUGGUAUCCGGCAUGCCACCGAAGAAAAACCAUGGAAAACAGCAAAGAAAAUGAGGGAAAGAAAAGCCAAUGUAACUUCAUUGGAAGGGACUGAUAGUUCAGGAAGAAGUUCAAAACUCGGAGAUCAUAAUUAUCGUGUUGACAUCAAGGAAGUAAUAACAAAUAAUAAAACAGCCAUUUCCGAGAAAAAUUCAACACCUUACGAAGAAAUAGACGUUUCCAUGGAGCAUAAUAACAGCGACAUUGUACGAGAAAGUUCUGAGGUAUCUUCUCUUCAUGUGAAGGAAUGUUCCAAAAGUCAAAGAAAAUGGGAGUUAGUCAAAAACAAAUGUGCUUUUGGUUCAAGCAGCAGAAAAGAAACUACAAUCAGAAGCAACCAGAAAACAACAUCUUCCAAUGGAGGCAAGGAUAAAUCAUCAGCAUCAAGCUUUCUCUUGUCUCCAAAACAAAAUGUCAAGAAAUCUUCAAGCUCAAGUGAGACUGCCAAAAACUUGAAAAAAGUGUCUUCUGGGAAAAAUCAUGAGAAUGGUAAAGAAGCCAAACCUGAAUUAGCCAACAAUGACAAUUUACCAGAGAAAAUUUUGCAUGCCAUUGAACCAACCUCAGAAAAUCUAUCUAAGGAACCUACUCGGGCUUGUAAUGCAACUAAGCCAACUUCUCCUUCACCUUCACCGUCAAAGGACAAAAGCUUAAAGAGGACCGGUAAGAAAACCGGUAAGUCUGCGGUGUCUGCAUCUUCAAGGAAAGGCCUUAGACAUGUUGGACAUGGAACACUCACUCAUCAAUCCUCCGGGAACAAAUUCAAAACAAACAUACAGCUUAAAACACACAUUGUUUCACGAUCACCAUCAGCGUUAUCAUCUGUUUCUUCAUCUAACACUUCCCUCAGAAAACAAAAUGGUACUACUUCUAAGCCCAGCAAAACAGGACAUGUUAAUCAGGGUGAACAUUUGAAGGUAGGGUACAAAAUGAGGCCAAAAAUGACCACAAUAGUUGGGGUAGCAAAUAAAGCUAUUCCAUCAAGGAAGCUAACUUUUAGCAGAGGAAAGGUGAUUGAAAUUCAGCCUCAAAGCAACAAUAUUCCAAGGAGACUCAAAUUCAAGCCGGUGCGCUUUCUCGGCGAUGACGCCAGAAGAGAUGCAAAUGGCACAAGAAAAAGGAUCAUUACCAAUAAGGAAGCUGACGGUGCUGAGUUAAAUGCUGCAAGUAUCAAAACUGAGAAUAUUGAUCUUAAACACCAAACAAUGGAAAGAGGUAAAAACAGAAGUUUUGCGAGAAAGGCUGGUGGUGUAGAUAGAACCAAGGUAUCUGGUUCAAAAUCAGGAUCUGAGAAAGUUGUUUUGAGGCAUCAAGACGUAGAAGGGAGAAAACAAAAUACAGGUUUGUAUAAUAAUGUCAUUGAAGAAACUGCAACCAAACUUGCUGGACUAAGGAAGAGCAAGGUCAGGGCUCUAGUUGGUGCAUUUGAAACUGUGAUAUCUCUUGAUUCUCCUAGAGAGUCCGCAACUGCAGAAGUGAGUACAGUUUGUUGAGUGUUACUGAGUACUAGUGUCAACCCUAUAUAUCUGGGUUAUUGUAUAUAUUGAUAAUUGUUGAUUGAACAAAAAGGAAGAACUAUGUGAAAGUGACUUUGGUCCUAAAACUGCAUCUGUUUGUGGCUUGGAUUGUUAAUGUUGUUUCUUGUGUUUUUAACUUUUUCUGUGUUCUUGAGCAUUGGUGAAUGAGAGGAUUAUUUCAAUUGGAAUGUAGUAGUCUUUACAGA